Molecule: messenger RNA, 1725 nt
Organism: Nannochloropsis gaditana CCMP526
Product: smu-1 suppressor of mec-8 and unc-52-like protein
Exons: 6
Biological process (GO): mRNA splicing, via spliceosome
Cellular component (GO): precatalytic spliceosome
Molecular function (GO): protein binding
Source: RefSeq, a predicted model, not a curated record
AAACAUAUACUAGAGCGUCAAAGCGGAGAGUCGAGGAAGGCGUUCAGCUCUUCUUUGUCUGCCGUUGCAUUUGGAAAGUCUGCAUAUGACUGCAAGCCGGACCUUUUGGCCCCAGCACUCUCACUAGGCUUGCCGAUUCCAAGCAGGAUGAGUAGCCUGCCCACCUCCGCCGCCUCGGGCGUCUACGAAGUGGAGGCCUCGGACGUGAUCAAACUCAUCCUUCAAUUUUGCAAGGAAAACAAUUUGCACAGGACACUCCACACCCUUCAGUCGGAAUCCCAGGUGGCCAUGAACUCGGUGGACUCUAUGGAGAAUUUUCUCAGCGACGUUACCCAAGGAAGGUGGGACAGUGUUUUGCCUCAAGCGGCGGGGCUUCAACUACCCCAAGACAAACUGCUGGCGCUCUAUGAGCAGGUCUGUCUCGAACUCAUCGAAAUGCGUGAAACGGAACUGGCCCGGGAAAUGUUGCGAACGACAGAGCCAUUACAGCUUUUAAAAACUCAAGACCCGGACCGUUACUUUCGGUUGGAAACAUUUUUGAACCGCAAGAUCCACGACGCGCAGGAGCUGUAUGCCUACGGCCUCAACAAGGAGCGGAGACGGCAGGAGAUCGCCGACAGCCUCGCCGUCGAAGUCUCCGUCGUUCCCCCUUCCCGCCUUCUUGCCCUCUUGCAGCAGGCCUUAAGGUAUCAGCAACUUCAAGGAAACCUGCCCAAGGACCGGCGUUACGAUCUUUUUCGAGGCAGCGCCCGCUCCGCGGGGAAGGACGAGGCGGAACGGCCCCCUAAGAAGCAGGCGGGCCAAAUCAAAUUCGGAUCCAAAACACACCCAGAGUGCGCGCGUUUCUCCCCUGAUGGCCUGCAGCUCGUCACGGGUUCUUUGGAUGGCUUUGUGGAAGUGUGGGACCCGGACACCUGCCGGCUUCGGAAGGACCUGCCCUACCAAGCCCGGGAAGAAUUGAUGAUGCACGACGCGGCGGUCUUGGCCCUGGCGUUCUCCAGGGACGGAGAGAUGCUGGCGACGGGGGACACGGACGGGGCUGUCAAGGUAUGGAAACUGAGCAGUGGGAAGUGCCUCCGCCACCUUCCCCACGCCCACAGCAAAGGCAUUACCUCCCUGGCGUUUUCCCGAGAUUCCUUGCAGCUGGCGACGGCGUCGUUCGACGGGACCGCGCGCUUGCACGGGGUCAAGGCAGGCAGGGUUUUGAAGGAGUUCCGGGGGCACUCCUCCUUUGUGAACUGCAUCUGUUUCACCCAAGACGGGAGCCGCCUCUUGACUGGCAGCAGCGACGGCACGGUCAAAGUGUGGGACGCCCGGAGCAGCGAAUGCCUCCACACCUUCCGACCGGGGGUGGAGUCCGCGGUCGAUCUGGAGGCGAUGGUGCAUACGGUCCUGCCCUUGCCAGGGGGAGCUGACUUGUUUUUUAUCGCCAACCGGACCUCCACGGCCUAUGUGACGACGGCACAGGGGCAGGUGGUGAAAAGGAUGUCGAGCGGGAAGAAAGUAGGGGGGGAUUUCGCCGCGGCCGCCCUGAGUCCCAAGGGUACUUUUGCGCAUUGUGCGGGGGAGGACGGGAUAGUGUAUUCUUUUCAGCUGGGGAAAGGGGAUUUGGAAAGCUUUGUGAAGGUGGGGGAGAAGGAAGUGAUCGGGGUGGCCCACCACCCGCACCGGAAUUUGGUGGUGACGUUUGGGGACGAAGGCGUGCUCAAGGUGUGGAGGGCGUGA